AUGUCCAAUCCGCUGCUGAAGAAUGUCUCUGUGCAAUACUACAAUUCAACGACAAACGCAUGGUACCACUCUUGUAGUGGAACCCUCAUCGCCCCACAGUGGGUUCUCACAAGUGGCAGCUGUGCCAAGCAGACGUAUUAUCUACGAGUAGUGCUCGGCAAGCACAAUAUAUACCAGCAGGAGGCUGGGGCAAGUGUUGCAGAAGUCUACUUAACUGCUUACCAUUCCGGAUUUAACUACACCAGCUCUGAAAAAGACGUUGGAUUGAUUAAGCUGACAGCACCGGUGCCGCAGGACACUGGAAUACGGAUUGCCUGCCUUCCCAGUGACAACGAGCAACUGUCAUCGACAACCACAUGCUACACCAUCGGCUGGGGCUCCAGAAUAAUCAAUGGUUUAUUUAGCAGCACGCUCCAGCAAGCCACCCUACCAGUGAUUGACGACAACAAAUGCAAAACAGAUGCAUUUUGGGGUUCUAAAUUACCUGCAAACACAACAUGUGCUGGUGAUGGAUCAAGCGGUGCAUGCGAUGGUGAUUGGGGUGGACCGCUACUAUGUCGGAAGAGUGACAAUUCAUGGGCUGUGCAUGGCGUUGUUACAUUUAUAUCAGCAGUGAAUUGUAAAAAAUUAUCUAAGCCUCCAGUCUUCUCUCGUAUAUCUGCUUACAUUCCCUGGAUUCAAAACGUGAUGGCGCGUUAUUAAACUUGGAAGGACAUUCUUGUGGCCAAUCAACGGUACUAUCAAGAUGGUCAUCGCCGUCUUAACACAUACUGCAUCUUUUGAUUUAAAGCUUUCGUGACUGCAG
Molecule: messenger RNA, 805 nt
Organism: Petromyzon marinus (sea lamprey)
Lineage: Eukaryota; Metazoa; Chordata; Hyperoartia; Petromyzontiformes; Petromyzontidae
Source: RefSeq, a predicted model, not a curated record